This is a messenger RNA of Penicillium verhagenii, 1830 nucleotides long. RefSeq names its product cleavage polyadenylation factor subunit MPE1. The record is from RefSeq and is a predicted model, not a curated record. Gene Ontology annotation, cellular component: nucleus. Gene Ontology annotation, molecular function: nucleic acid binding; ubiquitin protein ligase activity; zinc ion binding. NCBI's taxonomy places the organism in Eukaryota, Fungi, Ascomycota, Eurotiomycetes, Eurotiales, Aspergillaceae. The coding region runs from base 1 to 1830 and encodes 609 amino acids. The transcript has 4 exons. Gene Ontology annotation, biological process: mRNA processing; ubiquitin-dependent protein catabolic process; protein ubiquitination.
AUGUCAUCGUCUGUUCAUUUCAAAUUCAAGUCCCAGAAAGAACCCUCGCGGGUCACCUUCGAUGGCACGGGUAUUUCUGUCUUUGAGCUCAAGCGAGAAAUUAUCGGCCAAAGUAGAUUGGGCGAUGGGACUGACUUCGAGUUGUCCAUUUACAACGAGGACACCAAAGAAGAAUACGAUGACGAUACCACAAUCAUCCCUCGAUCUACCUCGGUCAUUGCCCGUCGAUUGCCUGCAGCUCGUCCCGGGAAAGGCGGUGCAGCUCGUUAUGUUUCGGGGAAAAUGCCUGUGAAUGCCCGUAACGCAUCUCGGACCGAACCGGUCAUAAGUCGAACCACGCCGGGGGCUGCCCAAUCUGUUAACAAUAAUGUCUUGGAGCUCACCAAUGCGCAAACAGAGGAGGAGAAGAUCAACGCCCUCUUCAAUCUACAAGCGAGUCAAUGGAAAGAACAGCAGCAAGAGAUGGCUAAUGCAACUCCAGUUCCUUUUGGUCGAGGCCGAGGAAAGCCGGUGAAUGUCCCUGACCACCCACCACCCCCCGGGUAUUUGUGCUAUCGGUGUAGAGAGAAAGGUCACUGGAUUCAAGCCUGCCCAACAAACAAUGAUCCCAAAUUCGACGGAAAGUACCGGGUAAAACGAUCUACCGGUAUUCCACGAUCUCUUCAGACAAAGGUUGAUAAACCAGAGUCUUUGGCACCCGACGGUUCCAGCGAUGAAUCGAGGAAUACGGGGGUCAUGGUUAAUGCAGAUGGUGAUUUCGUCAUUGCGAAGCCGGACAAGGCAGCCUGGGAACUGUACCAAGAAAAACUGAAGGCAUCUGCUGCUGCGGCAGCUGAGGCGGCAGCGGCGGAGGAGAGCAGGGCGUUGCAGGCUCGGGGGUUGGAAUGCCCAAUUGACAAGAGGAUGUUCUUAGAACCAACAAAGACACCAUGUUGUCACAGAACCUAUUGCAAUGACUGUAUCUCAAAUGCUUUGAUUGAAAGUGACUUUGUCUGCCCUGGCUGUGCUACUGAGGGUGUCUUGCUUGAUAAUCUCACUCCGGAUGACGAUGCUAUUUCCCAGAGCAAAGCUUACGAGUCGGAGAGGGCGGAGGCGAGAAGGGAAAAAGAGAAGCAAUCGGUAGUGCUGGAUGACCCCACCGCCAACGAGACCCCCGAACAUGACUCUGUCCAGGAUUCUUUGCCUAAAGAACAGUCCCCAGCCCAUCAAGAGGCAGAUAACACAUCUACCGAGUCGAAGAAGCGUCCUGCUGAAAGUGAACCAGUUGAGGGAUCGGAAAGUUCUCAUAUCAAUGUGACAAAGAAACAAAAAUCUGAAGAUCAAUUUAACCAGCCAGAUCUCAACCACAACACUAAUUCCCAAGAGACGUCAAAAGCGGGUACUAUAGGGCCCCAGGUGCCCAUGAAUCCACAUAUGCCAUUUAAUGGAUUCGGUGCAAUGCCUCCAUUUGCAGACCCCAGCUUUAACAACGGGUUUAUGAACCCAAUGGCCAUGGCUAAUCCUUUCUCUAACACCAUGGGACAAGGCUGGAAUCCAAUGAAUAUGACCUUCAACCCUGGUAUGUUCGGCGAUCAGUCUAAUGGAUUUCCCAACAUGUUCAAUGGUGACCCGUCCAUGUCAAUGUUUCCGAUGGCUCAAAUCGCCCCAUCUAUGCAAAAUCCCGGGUUUCAAGGUCCAGGGGCGAACGGCUUUUCAAACCAACAGCGAACCACUUUUAGCGGACCCUAUCCACGCGAGGAGGACUCGCCGUAUUUCCGGCAACCUGUGAAUCCUCAACGUCACCAGGCAAGGAAUCGCCGAGUGCGACCAAGCGAUUACCGGGAACUGUGA